This is a messenger RNA of Amphimedon queenslandica, 7421 nucleotides long. Its product is annotated as cullin-9-like. Gene Ontology annotation, molecular function: ubiquitin protein ligase binding; zinc ion binding. The transcript is spliced from 37 exons. The coding region runs from base 42 to 7331 and encodes 2429 amino acids. NCBI's taxonomy places the organism in Eukaryota, Metazoa, Porifera, Demospongiae, Haplosclerida, Niphatidae. Gene Ontology annotation, biological process: ubiquitin-dependent protein catabolic process. The record is from RefSeq and is a predicted model, not a curated record.
CGUGGAACCGGAACGUGCUCAAGAGGAAACCAGAAGAAACGAUGUUGCUGAGUCGUUUAAGCUCCUCUUCCGCUCCUUACCAAGGAGAAGAGGUUUUAUUAAAGAAAGGUGGCGGGGAAGACGUGAAGUAUCUCGUGAGAUGGGCCAGACAACAAGAGAAUAAGGAGGACGACGCCAAGACGCACGUUGGUACCGUACCUUCUCGUCCCUCUGGUCGGGAUAUUACUAUAUGGAUGACUAGAGAAGAACUCCUUUCCUGUUGCCCUCACUUAAAUUCUCAGUGUAGUCUCGACAGUAAACCCUCCUCUACGACCAGUACUGUAAUGGGUGUGUCUGUAGGCGUGGCCUCAGAGAGUACCGAGGAAGAGGAUUUUCUUUCGUCAGAUGUUACAAAUUUAAUAACUCGUGCCAAGAGGCUUAAUUCUAAACUAAAAGCUAGUAAUGGUAGCACUAGUAAUGUUAAUAGUAGUUCCUCUGUACCUGAGUCCCUCCUUACUAACACUGUUAACAUAUUAUCGACUUAUGCUAAGAUAUCCUCUCUCUCUCAUUCCUUCAAACAAUCUGGUAUCAUUGAUUUAUUGCUUGACCUAUUGUCUUCAAGACUACUAGCUGUCAGAUCCAGUGCUAGUGAUAUGCUUCGUUCAUUUGCUUGUUAUGAUCCAGCCAGUAGGUCUUAUGUUUUAUUGAGGCUGACACAGAGUGAGGAAGAAGACGUUACUUCUGAUGAGGGGGAAGGCUCCACUGCUAGUCAGGAUAUGCUAAUGGAACUGUUUGCUGAAACGUCACAAGUUGAAGAAGAUGAAGAGGAGACUGAUGAUGAUGAUGAUGAUGAUGAUUUCAUACCACAAGUACCAGUGAAGUACUUACACUCUUUGUUGAAGAAUUAUCUAAGAGUUACAUCUGAUCCAUCUCCAUCAUCUUUUACUUCUAAUCCACUAGAGGACUUCAAUCACUUCUCACUGUUGUUUGAACUCCUUUCUCAGUUAUUUGUCAUGUUUGGGUGGGUUGAGAGGAACACUAAUCAAACCCUGUACAGAGGGAGUUCAAUAUUCAGCAGUGGAUCUUUGAGUGGGAAAAGAGGUGGCAUUGUGCCUCAUAAAUCCCUUCCCUCCACCUCCUCCUCUUUUAAAACUCGCUCAGAUUUUGAUAGUAAUUCCUCUUAUUUUUCUUACGUGUCAAGUCGUAUUAAACCAGGAAUGACAGUUAGAUCAAGAGUGAAUAGAGGGCUGGUAUUUGUGGGAGAUAUUGGUGAAUAUGUGAACCAUAUAGAAGGAAUUCCUUUAAUUGAAGUGCGCUGGAAAAAUAUUGGAUCAAUGACAAUGCAGUUUCAUGAGAUUGAGCUUGUUGGUGGAGACUCUACAUUAAUGACAAAUGGAGAUGAUUGUCUUAAGCCCCACCAUUCCUAUGCUCUGAUACUACCCAGUAAUGAGAAAUAUAGAGGAGGAGGAACUGAAAGAAAUGAUAAAGUAUUCAGAGCUCACUGGUGGGAAGUUCUUUGUUUGGUAAAGAAAUUACCAGUUAAUCAUGUGCACGAAAUAAUCAAAAUAACGAAGGACCCUGUAUUAAAGGAAUUUAAUGAUCUCAUCACUUAUCUUCCUACAUAUGAACAAAUACUAGCUAUUGUACAGUACUGUGACACCUCCUGCCCUCAGCUUGAUACUCUAAUGCUCUCAAUUAGAACUGAAGACAAAUUCCUCUCUCUUCUGAAGAAUGCUUCAUCCCAACCACCUCGUCCAUCCACUCCUACUCCCAGUAUCAGUUACCAGUUAUCUCCUCCUUAUCCUGAGCCAUUCUAUGAGGAGGAGGCAUCAGAAAAGGAUGAGUCAUGGUUGGAAUCAAUUAUGGAGAAUUCUGAGGUUGAUGACGAUUACAUGUUUUUUCAUCAUGUUAGUCUUAGUAAAGCUAUAAAACUGAAGGACAAGAUAGAGAAGAAGUUGCUUAAGAAAGGACGUAAAAGUUGCAGAUUUGCUGUAUAUUCAUUGCGCAGUCUUAAUGGAAUAGUGAAGAAGAUUGAGUCAUCAAGCAAUCGCAUGGACUGUGCCCUCUCAGGAACUGUGUCACUUGUCCUCAAGCUAAUGGCUAUAAAUAGUAAAUCUCCUCUCCUUCAAUCCACUGGCCUACAGUGUCUUUAUGCUAUACUUGGAGGACACUCUCUUCAUGAGGGCAUACCAAUACUGCCUUAUGAGACACGCCCACUCGAUAUGACUGAAGUUAUUAGAUCAUCAAUAAUCACAGCACUCAUCAGUCUGAAAGGAUCAUCAUCUGAUUCAUUAUUGAGGCUAAGGGAAGCAAUGGACUGCAUCAUUAAUUACUACAAUUUGAAUGUUUCUUCAGAUGACAAGAGGUUAUAUCUUGAUGCCAUUCGCUGUGGUCUCUCCAUCAUAUUAACACUCCUGUAUUCUGAUAAUGCCCACCAGUUGUGUACUGAUUGGUCGCUUCAUGAGCUCAUCCGCUCACUUAAAGUGAGUUUCCCUGAUUUCCCACUAAAGGACAAGUUGAUAUCGUUGAUUGUAUCAGUGAUACCGGAUGAUCCCGUGAACAAUCCUGAUACAACUGUUGAUAAGGAGAUCAUUCAUUUAGUCAAGUUAUUGUCGGCAUAUUCUGGGCACACCUCGAGGAACCCUUUACCAAGGCUCCUCCAAUUGUUGGAGGUAGAGGAAGAGAGGAAGAAAGCAAAGGAUUCUGAUGUUGCUGCUGAUGGAUGCUCUGUUGUUGAAUUGUUUUUACGUCAUAGAGGAAUUACUCAUUUGUCCAUUGCCAUGAAAACUAAUUCUUCACUUCAUUUUAUGGAAAGUGGUUUAAAAAUGUUGUUAAUAGUUAUUAAUGAUGGGUUUGAGUCUGCUUCAUUAGCUUGUCUUCAGGGGGCACAGUGUAUCAUCACUACUGCAUUGAGCUCCCGUUUUAAGGAAAAGAUUACUUCAACCUUUUGGAGUUGCAUUAACGGCUUGAAGAAACACUCAGAAUUAAUCGAGUUUGUUGUGACAAGAAAAAUGAAUAAUCUUUUAAUGAAGUCACAUAUUUACUCUUCAAAGGACUUAGAACUUCUGAAACAACACGAAAAGCUCCUUGAAAAGAGAAGAAGCUCAAAGCAGUCAGUGAUAUUGAAGAGUCUUCUUAAAGGAUUAGUGGAGCAUUUGAUGACGGAAAUAGAAAACGAAAGAAGGUCAAGGUCCUACCCCUGCCUGCCUUACCUGUCAUCAUUUAUCAGGUUUAUGUCCAACGAUAAUGGUGUAUUUGUAUCAGGUCGUGAUAAGUGUUGGGAUAGAGUUGAAGUGUCCAGUAAUGAGUAUCGUAAGAUGAGGAUGUUGGAUGGUGACCUUUCAACACACUGGGAGAGCUCUGGCUCAGAAGGCAGUCACUGGAUUAGAUUGCACAUGAUAAAGAAUGUUGUUGUUAGGAAACUCUCAAUUGGUGUCUGUAGUUCUGAUUUGAAUUACAUGCCUCGAGUGGUUGUGGUACAAGGAGGAAAAAGAAUAGACAAUAUGACUGACCUUAAUACAGUUAGUAUUCCAUUCACUCACUCUGGAAUGUUUGAGAUACUAUCAAAUUGUGCCAACCAUUAUCCUAUUAUUACCAUUAGAAUCAAGAAAUGCCAUGAGGGUGGUGUUAAUGUAAAGAUUAAAGAUAUAUCAGUAGAGGGUACGCAGAUGUCUCGUUGGGCAUUAUUUGGAGGUCUUUUCACUGAACGAACUCAGUUAUUUUAUGAAAUAAUGCAGCAUUUGUGGACGAAGGAACUUUCAGCAUCUCCACUGGCACUCUUCGAAAGGAUUAAUUCUGUCAUGAAUUAUGAGCAAUCUUUUGCUGAUUCCUACCUGUUCACUCUACACUCAAGACAAGCUCUGGGCACUGCCUGUCAGACUGCUUUACUAAAUCCUUUAGCUACUCGUCUCACUAGCAGCAGCUGCUGGGGUCAAGUAUUGAUCAAAUUAUUGAGUGAAUACAUUUCUAAUUAUUGCCCGACUCCCUCCAGUCCAUAUAAGGAAUUACUGACACACGAGCAUUUUAUUGAUAAAGUCCCAGGGAAUGCAGAAGUGCUCAUUAAAUUAUCACAGAUCAGGAGAAUGUGUAGAUUAUUGGUCAGUGUCUGUAAUAGCAAGACUCAAGAGGCUACUGGUGAUUCUUCUGAGUUAGUAAGAAUCAAUGAUGCAUUGGCUAAAUCAUGGAGGGAUGCAGUUAGUCAAAAAGUGUCUUGUGUCCUGAACAGGAUAAGCUUCACUUCACCUCCUCUUGUUUUGAUGACUGAUCUACUUUACUUGUAUGAUAAGAUCAUUCAAGGAACCAGGGAGUUGUUUGGUAGUCAGUCCUCAUUAUUCCUCUCUGUCAGUGAUGGGUAUUGUAUUGCCUUUCAAGCUCUAAAUGAAGUCAAGAGUGUUAAGUUGUGUGAGAUACUGUCCCUCUGCUUCCAUCAUCUCCUCAUUAAAGAGCACUCCUUGGUUCAUAGUUCUAUCAGUGAUACUGUCAGGGAGACUAUACUCCUCUCUUUUGCUGAUACUCUGGCAUUCAUUCACAAUCUUGAUAUCAGUAAUAUCUUUGAGCACUUUUACAGGAGACAUUUUAGUGAGCGUGUAUUAUCAAAUCGCUUGUUAUCAGUUGCUAUGGAACUAAAGGUCAUUGAAGCCCUUGAGAAUUGCUUUCCUAGUCAGUAUCCUCAGCAGAUGUUGAUUGAUCUUAAAGAGUCAGAGAAAUUAAUGAAAUCAUUUACACAAGAUUACAUUGUGGACAGUAUUGACUCAUUAUUGACCAGUGAACAUGGCAAUAUGGUUUCUUCAGUCUCUUCAGAUAUACUAGAAUUAUCAGAGAGACUCUCUUAUUACAGAACUGAGCAAUUACUUACUGUUAAUUUAUUAGCACCACACAAAUGGUCCUUGAAACACAAGCCCCUCCCUCUUCCCCUCCCCCACCACACCUUAAACACAUUCAUCAAUGACUACACUAAAUUUUAUACAUCAAGUUCAUUAAAAUCUCUUUAUUCACAUGAAAAGUUACGUCAGAUAUCAUGGACCCUAUAUGGUUCUGCUACUCUUGUUUAUCAAGAUUGUCUUAGCAUUGAUGUAUCAACUACUCAGAUGAUCAUAUUAUUGCAGUUUAACAAGGCAGAAAAACUCACUUACUUGGAUUUGCUUGAAGGCACCCGACUACCUUAUAAGGAAGUUAAUCAUGGCCUCACUUUGAUGAUGCAGAAAGGACAAAAGAUUCUCACAUCCUCUCAUUCCAUUAGUACUUUUAAACAUACAACCGUAUUCACUAUCAAUGAAAAGCUUAUGAAGUCAUUAAAAGGGAAAAUACAUGUAUGUGUUCAUGGAACUAAGUGGAUGGAGGACAGCAUUGGUUUGAUUACUGUAAUAGAGAGGAGGAGAUCAGUCAUUGAUUCAGUUAUCAUUAGAUUAUUAAAGAAAGAGAAGACACUAACAACUGAUAAUCUCAUAUCUACUGUUAUUAAUGGUUUUGCAAAAGGAGAGUUUGUAGGGAUUGCUUAUAAGUACAAGCGGUUCAACUGCAGCCAUGAUAAUGUACUGUCAAGGAUAGAGUCACUGAUAUCAAGAGGAUACAUUAAGCAAUACCCUAGCACACCUCAUGUCCUUGAGUAUAUAUCUGAUACUGUAUUGGUCAAGCAUGUUAAUGUUACUCCACAGGAACUGGCUAAUAUCAGGAGUCCUAAUGGUCUGCCUCAUAAGAGAGGUAGUUCUAGUCCUUUAAUAAGCUCCUCAAAAAAGAAAAUGAAGCUGAGAAAGGAUGAGGAGAAGAAGGAGGGAGAUAAUGAAAGGGAUGAUGAUGAGGUUCUACUGGUUAAUCUUUCAUUGGGGACAAGGACUAGAACAAUGGAAGACAUUAAGACUGAGAUCAAUAAAGAGGUGGACAGUUUAUCUGAUGUCAUGAAGAUACCUUCUGAUGUUAUUGAAGCAAUGCUUUGUCAACUAUCUUGGAAUAAAGAUGUUUUUCUACAGAGAUAUUUUGAAGAUAAGAAAUCACUCUUUAUUAGUUGUGGGGUGUCUCCAGAGUUGGGGCCUCCUCCUCUUCCCUCCAUUCCUGAUAUUUGUCCAGUUUGCUUCUCUGAAUUAUCUGAGAGUUCCUCUUACUGGCUCUGGUGUAAACAUGUCUGCUGCAAAUCAUGCUGGAGUACCUACUUGACAGAGCAAGUGAUGUCACUAAACCAUGCCCUCUCCUGUACUUGUAUUGUGAGUGGGUGUAACGCUAAAGUGACAGGAACGGCACUUUUGGAAAUUCUUAAGACUAAGGAAUCUGAAGUCCUUAUUGAAUAUGGUAAAGCAUUGGUAAGAUCUUAUGUUGAAUCCAAUGGGUUCCUCACAUGGUGUCAUAAUCCAACUGGUUGUGAUUGUAUUCUAUAUCGUGAUGAUGGGCACAAAGACAUUACCUGUGGUCAGUGUGGAUGGAGCUCUUGUCUCUCAUGUACUUUUACUGAAGCACACCAGCCUUUAUCAUGCGAGCAGUUAGUAAAGUGGAUUGGACUAGGAGGAUUUUAUGAUGGAAUGGAUGAAGAUGCUCGGUCUAAGCAUUUAGCAAACAUCAUAUCAAAGAGAUGUCCUGGCUGCAAUGCACAGAUUGAGAAGAACGAGGGAUGCCUGCAUAUGAAGUGUAAUUGUGGACAUCACUUUUGCUGGAGGUGCAUGAAUUCCUGGCAACCAACUCACACUGACUAUUUCAAGUGCUCUGCCAAAGUCAAUGAAUCAGUUGAAGACUCUAAAAAGUUUGUUGACUGUAAUCAACGUUGUGUAGGAUACCAUAAAUCAAAGUUAACUAUUCAAAAUCUUCAACUGCAAGUAAAAAAGAUUAGUGAGUCAACUUCUUUGAAGACUCUCUCCACUGUGAAUGAUGCUUGUCUUCUCUUACAGCAAUCUUACAAGGUACUUUUAUAUUCGUGUAUUGUUGAAUAUUUCAGUGAGAGUGGCUCUUAUGUGAGCUUUUUGACCUCAUCCCUUGAAGCUAAUGUAAUAACUCUUCGACGCUCCUUAGAGAAUAUAUUUUCACAUGUUCCUUCUCAAUCGCUUAAAGACACACGCCUCUCACUGAAUGAUGGUUUGAUUAAUAGAGUAGCUAUACUAAAGAACAAGUUAUUGACUUGCUCUGAUCAGUAUUUGAAGUUAGGUCACAUAGCUCCUGAACCUGUUCUGCCUGAGAAAGUAAAAGAUAUUAAUACUAGCCCAGCUCAUCACUGUAACAGGAAUGACCAUUCUCAUCAUUCUGAUUCAUGGCAUCCGUGGGAUGAUGAUAGUGACGAUGACUAUUAUGAUGAUGACUAUGAUGAUGAUCAUUAUUGUUAUGGCUCUGACUAUGAUGAUUUUAAUGAUUUUGAUUCUGAUUUUUCUUAUUAACUAUCUUCACAAAACUUAAAUAUUAUAUCAAUAGUUAUUAUUGUGUUUUUUUCUAAAUAUAAUUUUGUUAUCAGGAUCUAUAAUAAAAAA